AUGGCCCGGGCCCGCGGCCAGGCCCUGGGGAGCGGCGGGCGGCGGCGGCCGCGGCGGGGCGGCGCGGGAACCGGGCCCCGGGGGGAGUCGGCCGGGCUGCUGCUGCUGCUGCUCCAGGUGCUGCCGCCCGGGGCUGCGGCAGGGCCGGGGCGCCGGGGCAAGCGGGGCGCUGGCGGCGGCGGCGUCUGCUGGCCCGGCGCUGCCCCAGCCUUUCCCCGGGACGCGCGGUUGCUGCUGCUCCUGCCUCCCCUGCCGCCGCUGUCGCCUCCACCGCCGCCGCCGAGCUCCGCGCCCGCAGCCUCCGCCUCCCGGAUGGACGCUCUGCCCCGCGGCGGGCUGAACCUGAAGGAAGAGCCGCUACUGCCUGCAGGCCUGGGUUCGGUGCGCUCCUGGAUGCAGGGCGCAGGCAUCCUGGACGCCAGCACCGCGGCGCAGAGUGGCGUGGGCCUGGCACGAGCACAUUUUGAGAAGCAGCCUCCCUCCAACCUCAGGAAAUCCAACUUCUUCCACUUCGUGCUGGCCAUGUAUGACCGGCAGGGGCAGCCCGUGGAGGUGGAGCGCACGGCCUUCAUCGACUUCGUGGAAAAGGACCGAGAACCUGGGGCUGAAAAGACCAACAACGGGAUCCAUUACCGCCUCCGGCUGGUGUAUAACAACGGACUUCGGACAGAGCAGGACCUAUAUGUGCGUCUCAUUGACUCCAUGUCCAAGCAGGCCAUCAUCUAUGAGGGGCAGGACAAAAACCCGGAGAUGUGCCGCGUGCUGCUCACCCACGAGAUCAUGUGCAGCCGGUGCUGUGACCGGAAGAGCUGUGGCAACCGGAAUGAGACACCCUCAGACCCCGUCAUUAUUGACAGGUUCUUCCUCAAGUUCUUCCUCAAAUGCAACCAGAACUGCCUAAAGAACGCAGGGAAUCCCCGAGACAUGCGUCGCUUCCAGGUGGUGGUGUCCACGACCGUGAGCGUGGACGGACACGUGCUGGCCGUGUCUGACAACAUGUUUGUGCACAACAACUCCAAGCACGGCCGCAGGGCGCGCCGCCUGGACCCCUCCGAAGCUGCCACCCCCUGCAUAAAGGCCAUCAGCCCGGGGGAGGGCUGGACCACGGGCGGCGCCACCGUCAUUGUCAUCGGCGACAACUUCUUCGACGGGUUGCAGGUCGUGUUCGGGAACGUGCUCGUGUGGAGUGAGCUCAUCACGCCCCACGCCAUUCGGGUGCAGACGCCCCCGCGGCACAUUCCCGGGGUGGUGGAGGUGACCCUGUCCUACAAGUCCAAGCAGUUUUGCAAGGGAGCCCCCGGCCGCUUUGUCUACACAGCCCUGAAUGAACCCACCAUUGACUACGGGUUCCAGAGGCUACAGAAGGUCAUCCCCAGACACCCCGGAGACCCCGAGCGGCUGCCCAAGGAAGUGCUGUUGAAGCGGGCGGCCGACUUGGCGGAGGCCCUGUACGGAGUGCCCAGCAGUAACCAGGAGCUGCUCCUGAAGCGCGCGGCGGACGUGGCCGAGGCUCUGUACAGCGCCCCCCGAGCGCCCGCGCCCCUCGGGCCCCUGGCCCCCAGCCACCCCCACCCCGCCGUCGUGGGCAUCAACGCCUUCAGCAGCCCGCUGGCCAUCGCCGUCGGGGAAGCCACGCCGGGCCCGGAGCCGGGCUAUGCGCGCAGCUGCAGCAGCGCGUCCCCCCGCGGGUUCGCGCCCAGCCCCGGCUCGCAGCAGAGCAGCUACGGCAGCGGCCUCGGAGCUGGCCUCGGCGCCUACGGGGCGCCGGGAGUGGCUGGCCUCGGCGUGCCCGGCUCCCCGAGCUUCCUCAAUGGCUCCACGGCCACCUCACCCUUCACCAUCAUGCCCUCUAGCCCCCCGCUGGCUGCUGCCUCCUCCAUGUCCCUCCCGGCGGCUGCCCCCACCACCAGCGUCUUCUCCUUCUCACCUGUCAACAUGAUCUCCGCUGUCAAACAGAGGAGCGCCUUUGCCCCCGUGCUGCGCCCACCAAGCUCCCCAACCCAGGCUUGCCCCAGAGCCCACGGAGAGGGGCUUCCAGACCAGCCUUUUGAGGAUUCUGAGAAGUUCCAUUCUCCAGCCCGGGGGCUUCAGGGCCUGGCGUACUCCUAA
This is a messenger RNA of Eptesicus fuscus (big brown bat), 2109 nucleotides long. RefSeq names its product EBF family member 4 (gene EBF4). Lineage: Eukaryota; Metazoa; Chordata; Mammalia; Chiroptera; Vespertilionidae. Gene Ontology annotation, biological process: regulation of transcription by RNA polymerase II. The record is from RefSeq and is a predicted model, not a curated record. Gene Ontology annotation, molecular function: RNA polymerase II cis-regulatory region sequence-specific DNA binding; DNA-binding transcription factor activity, RNA polymerase II-specific. The transcript is spliced from 17 exons. Bases 1 to 2109 code for a protein of 702 amino acids.